This is a messenger RNA of Cooperia oncophora, 531 nucleotides long. Lineage: Eukaryota; Metazoa; Nematoda; Chromadorea; Rhabditida; Trichostrongylidae. The record is from the annotation of a GenBank genome assembly.
AUGUAUGAUCCGCAUCCUCACGGGAAAACUCGUGACCACGACCAAGAGCAAGAGGUCAUUCCCGCGAUAAGGCUUGACGAUGCUGAAUGGAAGAUAAUCCAGCAGAACACAUUCACCCGCUGGGUGAACAAUCAUCUCAAGAAAGCUGGGGAUUCCAUCCACAGCCUAGAAACGGAUUUUUCUGAUGGCUUGAAGCUUAUAAGCCUGGCCGCCGUGCUUUCACAGAAGAACGUUGGCCGGUUCAACAAGAAGGUCAACUUCCGUUCGCAAAAGCUUGAGAAUGUUUCUCUCGCGCUGAAGUUCUUCCAAGAUGUUGAGCACAUCAAAAUUGUAAAUAUUGACAGUUCACAUAUUGUGGACCAAAAUAAGAAGCUGAUUCUUGGCCUGAUAUGGACGUUGAUUCUACACUAUUCGAUUUCCAUGGGUUGGGUUCAGGUGAGCAAUUUUUGCGCGUUUCUGAAUCUCGCCUUCUCUGACUUCCGUUCUAGUUUCAUUCAAAUCACAAUAAUUAUCACUGCUUAUUCUGUGUAA